Messenger RNA from Adineta steineri, 2454 nucleotides. The record is from the annotation of a GenBank genome assembly. NCBI's taxonomy places the organism in Eukaryota, Metazoa, Rotifera, Eurotatoria, Adinetida, Adinetidae.
AUGUCUCGGAAUACGUCUAAUUGGGAUGACUUAUCGGUGCAGUCAGUGCCAGACACAAUCGUAGUUACACCUGUUCACUUACCGCCUCAACUCGCCAACGAUGAACAACUCGGAUCUCGACGAGAAUGCGAAAAGUGGCUGUUGAUCAACUAUGAUCGAUCAGAAGCAAAAUCAGCUCAAGAGCUUCUCUUCGAGGCUGCCUCGGAGGAAGAUCUGAAAGAAUAUCCAAAAAAAUGGAAUCUAUUUAUGGGUGUAGUCGUAGACGAAAAGAUUUCAGACAGUAAGUUGAAGAAAAUGAUCAGUACUCUCGAUGACGAAAAACAAUGGGCAGCUCUUCAUUAUGCUGUUGACUGUAAUAAUGAGGAGUUAUGUCGUAAAUUAACAUCCAAAAAAAAGAAAUAUUCUAAAUGCGAUAUUAACAUUCUCGGUGGUAAUGGUGAAAAUGUUUUACAUGUAGUAUCUCAAUCGAAUUGUAUAUGGCAAGGUAUAGGAGAUGGAAGCAUUACAAAGUUUCCUGAUCUGAUCAGAUUCCUUGUUGAAGAACGUGGUGCCGAUGUCAAUCAUGCAGAUGAUGAAGGUCGCACCCCAUUGCAUAUGGCUGCAAUGCGAGGUCGACUUCGCUAUAUCAAGUAUUUGAUUCAUCAUGGAGCCAAAGUUGAUGUAUUAAGCAAAUUCAACGCAAGUGUACUGCAUUUUGCUGUGUUUCCUGUUAAUCCGAUAAAUGCAGAACAACUUUAUUCUCUAGUGGAAUAUAUAACGAAUGAACCAUUAGCGAAAGAGAAAGAUUUUUUCAAUCUUUGCACGCUAGACAACAGAACACCUCUUGUCUUUUUAGCAGCUCAUCCAGCGAUUACACGUCCAUCAUCAAUCGAUCAGAAGGAAGGACAACAAAUAUUCAAGUAUGCUCUCAUGAAAAUAUUUAUUGACACAACAAAAGAUAAAACACAAAUUCUGAUCGUAUUUGACAUGGUUGCUCGACGUAGACAAUGUCAGCCGUUUGAUCAUUUAGAACACCUUUUCGAAAUAUCUUCGCCUGAAAUUAAAGAACAAAUAAUUCAUCUUGCGUGUCGUUACGACAAUGUAGCUCUUCUUCGAUGGCUUAUAAAUAGACCAGCACCAAAAGGAUACACCAGCAAGAUUAACUGCGCUGAGUAUACACCAUUACUGACAGCGAUAUUUUACAACUCAAUCGCCUGUGUUCAAGAAUUGAUCAAAAACAUAGACGGUGAGCAUCAAUUACCUCUACUGACAGUUGGAGCUGUAGAACAGGAUAAUAUCUUGCAUAUUUGUGCUAAGCGUCAAGUGUCAUCUGAUAUUCUCAAUAUAAUCAUCGGCAAACUCUCUGAUAAAAACAUCAAAAAGUUAAUGGAAACACAAGAUAGCAAUGGUAACCUUCCAUUGCAUUUAGUGGCUCAGAUAUAUACUAAAAAAGAACUAGAAAUUUGGAAAAAACUAAUCAAUGAAAAUAUUUCACUAAUACUCGACUUCUUAUCUAUUAAAAAUCGUCGAGGCACAACAGUGGCUCACGAAGCGAGUGAACAGGGAAAUGUUCAUAUCCUUGAAUUAAUGUGGGAACUGAUCCCGCCAGACGAUCGAUACGAUCGUAUGAAAGGAUUGUAUGUAACAACCAACAAUAACAGAUUUACUUGUUUACAUAUAGCGGCUAAGAAUGGAGGCAUUAAAGAACUUGAAGUGCUCAAAUAUUUGAUUGAAACUGUGCGUAUAGAAGUUGAUGCCAUUGGUGACCGGCGACUCACUCCGCUCCAUAUUGCUUGUGAAUUUGGACAUCUUGAUGUAGUCGAGUAUCUGAUCGAGAAGGGGGCCUCAACAACAAUACGUAACGCACAACUUUUGAAUUGUCUCGAAAUUUGUAUUCAAAAGCAGCACGUGGAAAUAGUCAAAUAUCUUUUACAGCGUUCCAACUGGCAAGAAAUGAUGCGCAAUGCACAACCCAUCGAAGGCACCGAUGCUUAUGAUACACCAAUGCGAAAACUUAUUCGUUACAUGCCUGAUGUAGCUCUUUGGACAAUAGAAGAAAAACUAACACGAAAAGUUGGUGGUGCAGGUCAAAAAGUAUCCCAGGAGAUCUACGAUUAUGAAUUCUAUGAAGAUAUGUAUACAGUCAAAGAGUGGUAUAAACAAGGUCUCGCCGUUGGUGAAAUUCCAACUUUAAUGGAUGAAGGUACUCGUUGGCGCAAUCAGAUGCUCUACAAUUUUGUGUCAGAUGGUGAAAUCCUACGUUUACAGUUUCAUCGAUUCAUAAAAUUUGUAUGUUGUUGCAAAUAUUGGAAUAGAAAAUCACGUAUGUCUUCUCAACCUGUUGCCUUGUUAACAUUUGAUCAAAGAGCACAUGGUUGCUGUCAAAAAGCAUGGCACUACACGAAGAACCAUUUCUUCGACGAAAAAAUUCAGGACGAUAUCAAACUCAAAAUAACAUCAAACGACGAUGACUGA